This is a messenger RNA of Megalobrama amblycephala (Wuchang bream), 2860 nucleotides long. It is a transcript of the gene mfsd8l2, whose product is annotated as major facilitator superfamily domain containing 8-like 2. Gene Ontology annotation, molecular function: transmembrane transporter activity. The record is from RefSeq and is a predicted model, not a curated record. Lineage: Eukaryota; Metazoa; Chordata; Actinopteri; Cypriniformes; Xenocyprididae. Gene Ontology annotation, biological process: transmembrane transport. The transcript is spliced from 12 exons. Bases 291 to 1736 code for a protein of 481 amino acids.
UUCAAGGAAAAGGGAUCCACUGAACAUCAAACAGCGUGUUUGUGUAAAAUCAUCAAAAAAUUUCCCUUAGCUUUCCAAAACUCGCCUGGCACCACAAGGUUUAUACUUUGUCUUUUGCUGAAUGAUAAAUUUGCUAUGACCCACAAAAAAGCGAUAUAGCCUACAGUAAGACGAGCAAGGUUACAUACCAGAGUCAGUAAUGGAGAACACCAUCCCUCUCAUUACAAUAAUGGGACCAUGAGGAAGAGGAAUGAUCGAGUGCUGUGAAAAUAACUUAAAGAAACACUACGAUGGAUUACAGACAAAAAAGAAAACUGUCUUUUCUCACUAUUGGAUUAAUAUUUCUUUUGAGUGGCAUAGAAUAUGCUGUCAUUCUGCCAACUAUAUGGCGAUAUCUGCAGUUAUUAGAGGCACCACCUUAUUUUCUUGGCUUGGGUCUAUCUGCGUUCAGCUUCAGUGGGCUGGUGUCAGGUCCAAUGUUUGGUCACUGGUCAGACAAGACCAGAACUACAAAGACCAUCAUUCUCUUCUCCAAUGUGUUUGAAAUUGUGGGAAACUUCAUGUAUUUCAUGGGAUAUUCAAAAUGGCUUCUGCUGUCCAGCCGUCUUGUUGCAGGAAUUGGGGCAGGAGCUGGUUCCUCAAUUUUUGGGUUCCUCACACGCACUACCUUGCCUGAUGAGAGAGCUAGAGUAUUUGCUGCUGUCAUGGCAUGUCGUCAGGCUGGACUUCUGAUUGGUCCUGCAUUCAAUAUCUUUCUAAGGUUGUGUGAUUUCAAAUUGGGACCAUUGAUAGUAAAUAAGUACACCUCACCUGGGCUCUUCAUGUGUGGGAUGUGGCUGCUUAUGCAAUUUGCAGUGAUGAUCCUUUACUGGGACAUCCCACCACUGGACUCCUUCCCUGAGCACCACAUGCCACUCAGAGAGGUCAGAGGUGAAGAAGAUGAGCCCCUCAUGAGUUUGGAAGAUGAAGACAGGGCCACAGCAGUGGACUCAAAUGGCCCGAUCAAUCCAGAACAGACUGAGACCCAGCUCUCACCCGAAAUCCCACCUUCUCCUCCUGAUUCUCCACUUCCAGAUACCUCUGACCCCUUUGAAAACUUCAGUGCCAGUCAAGAGUUUCUGAGGGAGGAGGUAGUGGUUCUCCUCACUGCUCAGUUCAUCACUCUCUUCAAUCAGACAGCACUCGAGACCAUGGUGACCCCUCUGACGCAGAAGUACUUUGGCUUUGGUGAGCUGGGGAACAGUGUGAUGUACAGCCUGUGUGGGGUGGAGGUAAUUGCAGGUUUCUUCCUGGUGCGCUGGCUGAGCCGUGUGCUGGAGGACCGGGUGGUGCUGGCGGUGGGGCUGCUCAUCUGCAGCGGGGCUUGUGUCUGGUGCCUCAUCUUCCUGGCCAAUCCACAGGGUGGUUUUGUGUUCGAGUUAAUUGAGUUUAUCAUCGGAGUGUUCCUGCAGUUACUGGGACUUCCUUUUGUUGCCGUGUCUCAGGUGUCCCUCUUUUCUAAGGUUACAGCUGAGAAAACACAAGGCUUUAGUCAGGGUGUGCGACGUUCAGUGGGGGGUCUGGCCACCAUUCUUGGUCCCCUGUGGGCAGGGGGUCUAAUAGGAAAUCUAUAUGUGAUGCUGGGUAUGAUGAUGCUUCUGCUGACCCUCAUCAUGAUCAUGAUGGUGUUGUCCUAUGAGAAGCUAGUGGAGCCGCCCAGGGUGGAGCAUGCACAGGACUCAGAGAAUGGAGGAUAGAGUCCAUCCUUCACUUUUGCAGGAUACAGCACAGAGCAAGAGCCCCUCUCUCUGUGGUCUGUCUGCCAAAGUUUAGCGCUCGUGUGGGGCUGUACAGAGCAGAUGCUGAAACAGUGGGAGAUAAGAGGCCCUGCCAGGGCUAGCAGACCGCGAACAGCGAGAAGGGCACACACACAGACACACACACACACUACUUUUGGUAUAUAUAUCAUAAAAAUCCUAGCAUACAUAUCCUAAACAUAUACUUAAUUCUGACAAAUUUUGGUUUUAUAAUUUAGUCCUUAUCAAUUUUGAUUUCAUUUUGCAUAGUGUAUUGCUGAAUGACUCUUUUAAUGUACAUGUUUUAUAUGAUUUGAGGAUCCCCUGAUUUGCUGAGGAGUAUGAAUAUUUGAAAUGAAUGGACACAUGAUGGCGCUAUUGUGCCUUAAAGAGAUUGACACUGAACAAAACUGCACGACUCUCUAUGCAUGAGAAUGCGUGUGAGAGAUUGUGUGUGUGUGUGUGUGUGUGUGUGUGUGUGUGUGUGUGUGUGUGUGUGUGUGUGUGUGAGAGAGAGAUAGGAUGAUAAAGGGAAAGCUACUGAGUUUCUCAAAAACAAAUGAUUCAUGCAGCUGUUCUGCACAAGUUCAUUGGUCAUUUCUUUGGAUAUUUACUCAUCUUAAGAGAAAAAUUUAAUAUUUAUGUGUCUUCUGGUACAUACGAUGUGCUUUUUGUAAAUUGUUUUGAAAUAUUAUUACUGUAAACUCAUUAAAAUCUGUGUUCAUCAAAUAUAGAAGUUUUAAAUUAAUGACUCAAAGACCAGCAUUAUUGUGCCAUUCUAUCAUUCAAUAGUCUUGCUUUUGCUGGUGUGUCCUUAUAUAUAAAUCCCUUUUUUUCUAUACAUAAUAUAAAUAUAUAUUAUCACUGAUAUUUUAUUUAUGUUCUGUAAAUAUUUCAUUAACAUUUUGGAUUGUGGCUAUGACAGACCUUUUUUUCAGAGUUCAGUAAUGUAUUUCAUCUUUAAUUUAGCAAGGUGAACCUGCUGUAUCGAACUUUUUUCUCCCUUAUGGUCAUUAUUUAAUGUAUAGCAAUCAAUGUACUUUGUGUUGUAAUACAGUGGCAUUAAUUUAGUAAACAAGUCAAUG